Pomacea canaliculata is the source of this 4117-nucleotide messenger RNA. RefSeq names its product ceramide kinase-like. NCBI's taxonomy places the organism in Eukaryota, Metazoa, Mollusca, Gastropoda, Architaenioglossa, Ampullariidae. The coding region runs from base 1489 to 3039 and encodes 516 amino acids. The record is from RefSeq and is a predicted model, not a curated record. The transcript is spliced from 14 exons. Gene Ontology annotation, molecular function: kinase activity.
AGAGAUUUAAAUAUACUUGGGCGGGAGCCGACAUGAAGCUGUCUCUUGUGUGUUUUCUAACUGGACAGUUUAAUGAGUGCCACCUCUAAUACCCACAAACCAAUAACACAACAGUUACAACAAGUCUUAGUAAUAUAGGUAUAUAACCCAAGGGGCCUGUUCUAAUUUAAAAAAGAUGUGAAAUACUAUGGCUGCUGUUUCUAAUGGUACUGAUAUUAAGAUAUAAUGAACUCUGUACAGUAAUACUUUUACGUACGUUAGCCUAAUUGUGGGCAACUUCUUGUAACUUCAUUUUUCUGCUCACCCAGUACGUUCUGCUGUACGAGUUUCAAAUGGAAGCUUAAACAUUUCAACGAUAUGUUGCAAAGAAAAAGAAUUAUGUGUUUAUAUGAUUCAACGUAGAAGAUAAUUGCGAUCGAAGCACUUGAUCGACAAUCUUGUAUAGACGGGAGACAAAAGUAUCUAUUAUAUAAAUACUCAUCCUUAGAUCUUUUCUUAAAUGGUGAACAAAUUAUAUUUAUGGUGUAAAAGCAGCGAAUUCACGAUGUACAGGUUUUAAAAUGUGCAUUAAUGGCAACACAUAUAAUAUAUACUUACUUUACCAGUACACGAGUUCAUGAAAUCGCAUGUCUAUAUAUACGUGGUCUUAAGGUAUGUGCAUGCAUGAGUUUUCGUGCAAUUGCAAGUCCUGUAUGUACAUUUAAAACUAUCAAAUUAUAAGUAUAUAAAAAGGUAUACGUACACCAUAUAUAGUAUACCACCACCACAAACUCCAGAACAUCCUUCCGCACAAAAUGCAAUGUACUAAACAUAGACUUUAGUUAGGGGCAACAUAUGUACUAAUGAACAACAUUUAAAACACGAAAGAAGAUUCAAUCAUUCAGAAUGUUAAAGUAUUCCACAAACAGCCAGCCAGCCAGGGCUGUGACUAACAAGUGGGGAAGGUGCGAAUUAUCGACAAAACCGAAGCCUCAGCUCAGAAAGAUUCCGAAAAUACCCAAGCCUUGUCACGAUUUCGUUCAGAACACACGCACCCAGCCCGAUAAUCGACGGAUACAAUUAAACCACAGUUCAGAUAACGUGUAAAUGGAUGCUCCUAUAGUCUCCUGCGUGCUCCAAUGCCUGAAAGUACAUUGGGUCAGGCGGUAAAGCCAGUGCACUGACAGCUGUAACCAACUGAUGCAGUAUGCACAAGUUGAUUGACGUGUGCAUCUGUUACGUCUUGUUUCAUCGAGGGCAGAAAAGGUGCACUCUCUAAAUUGAUGUGAAGAAACCAAAAGAGAUUGGGUCAAGCACGCACACAGUUUUCCAGUCGCUGGGUCACGCACGAAUGAACGAAGCAGCGCGAAAGAAACCACGGACCAUUGGACGAGUAGACUGCAUGGUCUGUUCGUCUUCGUGCUUCACAUAACACGACUUUCACAUAGACCAAUGUAAACACAGGUUUUAAUUAGGAGGAAUUAACACUUCAACAACCGUGAACAAAAUAUGGAGGAAUUAGAGGUUGGUGACAAUGUUACACCACUACAAAGUACUGCAGCAGUCCAGACUAUUAAAAUUGCAGCAAGUGAAAAUGGAAUCUUGAAGGAAGAAGAAGUACUGGUUAAAGGCAAAGCACGCAAAUUGGUAAUGUGUGAAAGUGGACUACAACUUGUUUGUCAUGAAAACAAAUCAGGCCCAAACAUAGAAAAUCCUGUCUUUAGUAUUGCCUGGGUGGAUAUUGUCUGUGCUUGUGAGACCUCAUCAGGGAAAUCUAAAGCUGUGGAUAAAAAUACAGACACACCUUCACAAAACAGCUAUACAGUGCAGCAGGCUGGUAGAAAGUUUUCCAUCCAUUACAUCACUAGAAAAGCAGGGAGCAAGAAGCUGUCAUGCACAAACAUGGUCAUGGAGGUUAAAAAUGGCACAGUAGGUGAUUGGAUUCAGCAGAUCGAAGAAAGAAGAAAACAUGGGAAGCCAAAGAAAUUGCUGGUGCUAAUCAACCCCAUUGGUGGGAGUGGCUCUGGCAGGCAGACAUUUGAGAAAUUAGUUCGACCUUUAUUUGAUCUUGCUGGUUUGGAACUGGUGGUCAGAGUGACAGAAAGGGCAAAACAUGGAGAAGAAAUUGGAAACACGUUUGAUUUUUCUUCUGUGGAUGGAGUAGUAACUGUAGGUGGGGACGGAAUGUAUAUGGAGGUUUUGCAUGGCAUGGUGCUAAGGAAGCAACAGGAAAAUGGAAUUGACUUUAAUAAUCCUGACGCCAGUCUCAUUCCUCCAGACAUCUGCUUUGGCAUAAUCCCAGCAGGCACAGGUAACGCACUUACUGGGUGGUGGAAUGGUGUUCUGGAUGCUAAAACUGCUGCUCUCAACAUCAUCAGAGGUGAAUCACACCUGGUCAACAUGAAUGCAAUUUUUGAACCUGGUAAACUGAUCCACUACAGUGGUUUACAUUUGGGAUAUGGCUUUUUUUCUGAGAUCAUUAAGAAAUCAGAAGAUAGGCGAUGGAUGAAAAAAGCUAGAUAUCCAUAUGCCUUCUUGACAUCAACGUUUGGAAAAAAGCAAGUUUAUGACAUAGACAUGGAAGUACUUGUGAACUCAGACACACAGGAAGUGAACAAGGAAAUCAAUAAUGCUGCCUCUCCAUCUUCAGUCUUCAAUUGGAAGAAGCUUGGAGUAAAGCACACAACUGGCCUACUCGCUUUUGUUUUGGAAGUUGUCCCUAAAGAAAUGUCAGACAAAUGUCAGAUGAAUUUCUUGAGUGACAAGGCUUCUCUUGUCCUUUUUAAUCUUGCUGGUGGAGUAGAUAUUCUGAAGUUCAUGGUUUCUUUUGCUACACAGAAUAAAGAAAUGAUUGAAAAGAGGUAUAUUGAGCAUUAUCAGGUGAAAGGAAUCCGUUUAAAGCUGGUCAACAAUGAUCAAGCAAACAGCGCAAGUACACAAGAACACGGAUUUGAAAAAAUUCUGAACAUUGAUGGAGAAGUUAUUCCAUGUUCAGUUCCUCAGAUUGAAGUCAGGCUCCAUAACCAGUUUCUUCGAGCAUUUAGUGUUCUUCCAAAAUAAAUGAUAAGAUCAAAUAAUAAAUAAUAAGAGUUGUCUUCUAAAUGCACAUUUUCAGGGUCACAGUCUGCAGGAACAUAAUAUGCCUUAUCACUACAGUUCUUUACAUUUACAGUAAUUCUUGUACAUUGUUGGAAUCAUUACUACCAUUAUUCACUUACCUAAAUGGUUGUAGGUGUUUAUACAAUGGAAGGCCAUAUUCUUUCCGUUGAUUUAGUCUCAAGUAUAUGCUGCUGUGGUGGUCAUAGCGUAUCAGUUAAGAACAUUUUUUAUUAUUCUCAAUUUGGAGAUUGACACAUGGAAAACCAAAUUAUCCUAACGCCAAAAGUCAAAUCGACCUAUACCCAGAAGAUGAACCUAUGACACAAAUUCAAGUCAAAUUUUGCCAACAGAUCCAUGAGGUGUUCAAGCACUGUACAUAAACAAGACACAAAAUCAACACAUGAUUCUCACUGUUGUGAUGACGGAUGCCUUAGCUACUGCACAACCAACCGCCUGCAUUCUUUCUUAAAUGUCUGACUAAUCCAAUGAUUGUCCAUGUUGUUAUGUAAUUAGCCAUGAUGUAUUAAUUAUGCAACUAAUUGGUCCAUUUAAUUGCAAUCAAAGACCCACAUUGCUUUCAUUAACAUUUAGUGACCAAAGAUUGCAUGAGCACUAUAUUUGCGAUGUUGGCCCAUGGUGGUAAUUUAUUUAUACAGCAUAUUUUUACUUCAGCAGAACUGAUGUCAAAGUUUACAUGUAUUUUGGAAUUGAAAGAGUACUUAGAUGGUUCUAAAACUGAUUUAUUAACAUAUUGUUGUUAACCAUUGUUUUUAACAAUUGUCUGAUAUAUAUAUAUCUUUUGGUAUUGUCUUAUAGUUUUGAUUAUUUUCACUUCAUUUUGUUCAGCAUUUCUAAAAUAUUUAGGAACUAUUAAUGCUGGCUCUUAUUCUAUUGAAAAAAGCCAGCCAAAGGGAGUACUGCUUUGUUUGAUAGAGAACAGACAAGUAGGUAUUGCUAUGUGUAGAGAAGUGACAUCAAAAUUUUUGCAAUGCUAGCUGUUAGCUUGUCACAAUAAUCAAAUUACCAUGGCAACUUCUGA